UUCUGAACUUGAUCACCACGACCACGGUUCAAUGAGGCAUGAAGCUUUGAAGACGCUGCUGGCAACUACUGUUUUUGCAUCUUCCCUCGUAGCCGGUGCUGGUGCACGCUGGAACUCCCGACCGUACCAACUCACUCUUCGACGGCAACCAAACGCUAGUUCAUGUGACAUCGUGACUUUCGGCGAGACACAGUUGCACAAGAGUCUCCUGCCAGUGACUGUGACAUCGGGGCACGUCAUUAGGCAACAGAAUACUGUACCAUCUGUUGGAUCACUUGGCAACGAGGAGAUAAUACACUUUCUAUCAUACAGCACCAACGAAUUAGGGCUUCACGCGCAGCUUGAGUGUUCAAAUGACUUAUCGUUUAUUGGACAAAGUGUACGCAAUGGCUUCGAGACGCAAGUGACGUUUGGAGAUCAAGGCAUAUUGUAUGGUACAUUAGAUGCCCCCGUCCCACCGCUAGAAGUCGUCGGUCUUUUGCAAUCUGGGCCGUCAGACAAUCGUAUUGAUCUUGCUUUCUUCUCCGACGGGUACACAAUGCGUGAAAGAGACCAGUUUCUCGAGGACGCAAUGCGUCUGGUCACCGACUUGUCAGCAAAUCAGACGUUCGCUACUGUCAAGCCUCUGUUGAACUUUUGGGCCGUAUUCUCACCCAGUCAAGAGAGCGGCGUUGGUGUUGAUGGGAAAGCUAAGAGGACUCCCUUUGGGUUGUACCGUGAUGGCACGGAAUUGAGAGGCCUGUACGCUAAUAACUCCGAUGUUGCUCUAAUGGCCUGCGCGUCUCUCGGAAAUAAAUGCAACUACGCUAUUAUCCUCGGCAACGAUCCAUUGUAUGGCGGAAUUGGCGGGGAGUAUACGACAACAACCGCCUCUCUCGCGAACGGAGCAUUGGUCCUUAGACAUGAGAUUGGACACUCCAUCAUCGACGUAGGCGAAGAAUAUGACGGAGGAUUUGCUUAUUUCGGCGUCAACGCUGGCCACGAUCUCUCAGCCGUGACGUGGACCCACUGGCUUGAAGAUGACGCCAGCAUGUUCCGCGCAGAACGGUCCGUGAUGCCGAUGCAAGCGUAUCCAUGGACACUGCUGAAUACAACUCAACCAUGGUCGAUUUCUUUCCUGUCAUCAGGAAAUUAUGCGCGUCAUCUAAUAAAGUUCUCGCUAUCUGGCCUCCCAGAUCGAGAUGACUUGACUAUCUUAUUCGACGGGGUUGAUUUACGAUGGGCGCCAAGGAAAGAUAUCGGCGUCGAUAGAUGGCACUAUGAUGUUUACGAGAAUACGUCAUUGAGCGCUGGUUCACAUGAAAUCUCAUUUGUCCUGAAGAACGGCGCUCUUGAAGGAAAUGCGCAGCUAUGCAGCGUAGAAGUUCUGGAAUACGGGACAGAAGCUGAAUUUAACAUGACACCCGGUCACUAUAGCAUGUUCCCGACAUUCAGUAUCGAUAAUGAAACGUCUUAUCGGCCGACACACGACGAUUGCCUCAUGCGCAGCGUCACCAAGCCCAACUUCUGCAAAGUGUGCUUGGAGGGCCUUUGGCUAUCGUUGCUCAAACGCGUCGAUCUCAUCGAUGACUUCAGGCCAACGUGCGGACAUGAUCACAGAACCUUCGAAAUCGAUCUGGUUCCGCUUGCUGAAUUCAGAGAAACUCCUGUUUCUAGUGAGGAAAGCUACAGCAUCACAUGGUCGAAGGACGGGGAAGUCCUUCCACAGUUCGCGAACAUGACGCACAUAGACGUGAGGGAUGAGGUCGGGACGUACCGUGUGGAUGUUCACUUCUCAACGGAAGAAGUGCGCGUAGACAAGGAUGGACUGCUUGGAGCUAGCAGGUCGUUCACUGUUACCGAGUCGGACUUGCCCUUGAGUUGCGAUGCAUAAUGAUAAUAUCACUGGUAUGAUGUAUGGAAGGGAAAGAUGCUGCGAAAUUAAGAUGUCUAUCUAUCUUUACUUACACAGUCAUGUCGAUGUCAUUCGCCAACCGAUGUGAAGACAUUUCUAAGAUAUUUAUUCUGUCUUCCUUUCUCCUGCACCCCAUCUUCGAAGAAGGACUUCUUUACUGUGAGGGCACUUAACGCUGCUAGCGACGGCGGUCAUCUUUUAGGACCUUUAGGAUCGUAACCGCCGACUUGUUGAAUACAAGUUGAGAACCAGUUUACGAUUUUAU
Molecule: messenger RNA, 2159 nt
Organism: Suillus paluster
Lineage: Eukaryota; Fungi; Basidiomycota; Agaricomycetes; Boletales; Suillaceae
Product: IgA peptidase M64-domain-containing protein
Exons: 9
Coding region: 32-1873 (613 amino acids)
Molecular function (GO): metallopeptidase activity
Source: RefSeq, a predicted model, not a curated record